Stegastes partitus (bicolor damselfish) is the source of this 1761-nucleotide messenger RNA. It is a transcript of the gene slc17a7a, whose product is annotated as solute carrier family 17 member 7a. NCBI's taxonomy places the organism in Eukaryota, Metazoa, Chordata, Actinopteri, Pomacentridae. Gene Ontology annotation, biological process: transmembrane transport; regulation of synapse structure or activity; synaptic transmission, glutamatergic. Gene Ontology annotation, molecular function: neurotransmitter transmembrane transporter activity; L-glutamate transmembrane transporter activity. Gene Ontology annotation, cellular component: excitatory synapse; synaptic vesicle membrane. The transcript is spliced from 13 exons. The record is from RefSeq and is a predicted model, not a curated record. Bases 1 to 1761 code for a protein of 586 amino acids.
AUGGAGAUCCGACCAGACAGGUUUAAGGCGGUCGCGGGCAAAACUCUGGGGAAAAUUCACAGGCUGAUUGAGAAACGGCAGCCAAAUGGAGAAACCAUCGAGUUGUCGGCAGAGGGUCGUCCUGAGCUGGUGGAGGAGAAGGAGCUGCCGGUGGUGGACUGUACCUGCUUCGGUUUGCCCAGGAGGUAUAUCAUCGCCAUCCUGUCUGGCCUGGGCUUCUGCAUCUCGUUCGGUAUCCGGUGCAACCUGGGAGUGGCCAUCGUGAGCAUGGUCAAUGACCACACCGUCUACAGAGGCAAUAAGGAGGUGCUUGUGGCUGCACAGUUCACCUGGGACCCUGAGACGGUGGGGAUGAUCCACGGCUCCUUCUUCUGGGGCUACAUCGUCACACAGAUCCCGGGUGGCUUUAUAUGUCAAAAGUUUGCCGCCAACAGAGUGUUUGGUUUCGCCAUAGUGGCCACAUCCACGCUCAACAUGCUGAUUCCAUCCGCCGCCCGCUGCCAUUACAGCUGCGUCAUACUUGUCAGGAUAUGCCAGGGCCUUGUUGAGGGUGUAUCAUACCCAGCCUGCCAUGGAAUCUGGGCAAAGUGGGCGCCUCCUCUCGAGAGAAGUCGAUUAGCCACAACGGCCUUUUGUGGAUCCUAUGCAGGGGCAGUGGUGGCGAUGCCUUUAGCUGGGAUACUGGUGCAAUACACUGGGUGGCCUUCAGUAUUUUAUGUUUAUGGCAGCUUUGGGAUAUUCUGGUAUUUGUUCUGGGUUCUGGUGUCGUACGAGAGUCCUGCAGCUCAUCCCACCAUCACACCAGAGGAGAGGAAAUACAUCGAAGAAGCAAUCGGGGAGUCUGCAGCGUUUCUCAAUCCUCUCCAUAAAUUUAAAACCCCGUGGAGACACUUCUUCACCUCCAUGCCAGUCUACGCCAUUAUUGUGGCCAACUUCUGCAGGAGCUGGACUUUCUACCUGCUGCUCAUCAGCCAGCCAGCCUACUUCGAAGAAGUGUUCGGCUUUGAGAUCAGCAAGGUGGGGAUGGUCUCAGCUUUGCCCCAUCUGGUGAUGACAAUCAUCGUGCCAAUUGGCGGCCAGUUGGCGGACUACCUAAGAACCCACAACCUGAUGUCCACCACCAAUGUCAGGAAGCUCAUGAACUGUGGAGGCUUUGGGAUGGAGGCCACCCUGCUGCUGGUGGUGGGAUACUCUCACACCAAAGGCGUCGCCAUUUCGUUCUUGGUCCUCGCUGUGGGUUUCAGCGGGUUCGCCAUCUCAGGUUUUAAUGUGAAUCACUUGGAUAUCGCGCCUCGAUACGCCAGCAUACUGAUGGGCAUUUCAAACGGAGUGGGAACAUUAUCUGGGAUGGUGUGUCCUCUCAUCGUGGGGGCCAUGACCAAACACAAGACCCGUGAGGAGUGGCAGGGUGUCUUCCUUAUAGCUUCCCUUGUUCACUAUGGAGGAGUGAUUUUCUAUGGACUCUUUGCAUCAGGUGAGAAGCAGGCGUGGGCAGAUAUAGAGGACACGAGUGAGGAGAAAUGCGGUAUAAUUGAUGAGGAUGAACUGGCCAAUGAGACGGAGGAGCUUUACCGUGGAGGUGGGCAGUAUGGCGCCAUGAGCCAGCAGGUGGUCGGGUCCAACGGAGGAGGAGGUGGAGGAGGAGGAGGAGGAGCCGGGGCAGGAUGGGUGAACGACUGGGAUAAGUCUGAGGAGUAUGUGCAGCCGCCUGGAUACAACUCCUACAUGUAUGGAGGAGAGGAGGAGAAGAAGCUGACAUAG